AUGUUUGCUACUCGUCUCACUAAUAUGGUGACAUCAACAGUUACCAGCACAGGCAUUACAGAUCCUGCUACCACUUCAUCACGAUCAUACCGUUACUACAAGAGAGAUGAUGAUGAUUCGUCGUCGUCUACAAGCAGCUCGAAAGAUGCAAAAUGUACAGGCACGAAAGCUCAAUGUCAGAAGCCUGUGGAUCACGAUAUGUCUGUGACCAUCGGUGUGGCAGUGGCAGUGCCUGUCGUGGUGGUGAUAGUAUUUCUAGGGGUGAUCCUCUAUUUUGUUUAUCGUCGUGGGAAGAAAGAAGCUCUCGAGGAUAAUGAUCCGGAUUUCGACGGUGAUGAAUAUUUGCCAGGACAUUAUCCUGCACAUUCUCAGUAUGAUAAUCAUAUGGAAACAAAACAGGUAUUUCACGAACAAUAUAACCAGACACAGUUUCAACCACAAAGUAUAAACCCUUUCAAUGAUAACAAUACUGCCAAUUAUAGUAUUAAUAAUAAUAAUUACAAUGAUAAUAAUAAUAAUAAUAAUAAUAUUCAACCUUGGGAAGUCAAUCCGUUCCAUAUCCCUGGAAGUGGCUCUGAUAUUCAUUCGUUGAGAACAUUCGCUAAGGAGAUUAAAAUGGAUGGCGACCGUGGUUAUAACUUGGCGUCGAUGUCACGUCAUGCGUCUCAAUCGUCGUUAGAUUUACUCUCAUCAGCGACAAAUAAUACAUCGCCAUUAGAAAAAGAAGAAAGGAUUUAUUCUACACAACCAUUGCCUCACGAAGAAGAUGGAAAUGAAGAACAGGAACGUUCAGUUUCCUUAUCAGAACCUCAACUUCAACCUGAACCUAUACCACUACAGGUUGCACGAUUCGAUGACGAUGGGGAACCAAUAUCCCCAGCAGAAGAAGAGAAUAUACGUCGUAUGAGAAGUAUUUAUAAAGUGUAUUUAGAUAGGAAUGACACAAUUAUACGACAAUCUCCAGAGAAAUCAGUGACGAUGGAACAGGACCCUGUAAUGACAACAAUGAAUGAUCCUCAUAUAGAUGUGCAACAACAACACCUGGCUGUAAUACAACAACAGCAGCAAGUUCCACAGGAAGACGAAGACCCAGCCAAUAAUAUGAAUGGCUUCAAAGAUAACAGUACUAAUAGUCGGGCCACGCAGUAUCGAGUUGCAUCAUCGAUUUACUCCGAAUUACCAAAUAAACCAGCUGAUGUACAGUAUCAACAACAACCAUUACCUCAAUAUCCUCAAUACAUACCUCAACAGCAAUACCCUCAGCAACAGAUGCAAUAUUCUCAACAAGAAAUGCAGUACAUGCCUCAGCAAUCAUAUAUUCUACAACAACGUAACCAUCCACAAACUUUGGAAAGUAUAGGGGAAUUGCCUCCACCUGCAAGAUUAGCGUAUAGUACUUCGUCACAUUCAUUAACUUCGUUCCGUCAACCUUCAAAACAAACUUUUGCAUUACAGACUGCAAGGUUAAACGGGACAGCGUUAAACCCAAUGGAUCAUCCAGAAAUGUUUUAUUCUCAAUCUGAUGAGCCAUAUAUGUCCCAGCCACAACAACAACAAUAUGCUAACGAUUCGCAAAGUAUAGCCACGAAUAAUACUACCGGUACAACGUCAUACAUUCAUCCUUACCAGUUACGUAAUAGUAUAGUGAUGACAAACCCAUCUGAAUUACAAUCAUCAUCUCGUUCCUAUAGACCUGCAGGGUCUUUCAGAAAAUUUAAUGAUCCUAUGACUAAUAAUAAUUCUAGAAAUAAUAGUCUUGUUACUUCAAAUAAUGCAUACCAACAAUAUGUUCAAUCGAGAGUAAGUGGGAUUCUAGAGGAAUCGGACGUUUUACAGCCUCCAAGUAUCCCUGGUAUUUUACCACACAGUGGUUCGAGUGAAGACUUGCGUAAACAACUAGGUUCUUCGCAUAACUUUAAUGUAUCUAUGUAG
Molecule: messenger RNA, 1932 nt
Organism: Maudiozyma barnettii
Lineage: Eukaryota; Fungi; Ascomycota; Saccharomycetes; Saccharomycetales; Saccharomycetaceae
Gene: SKG6
Product: Skg6p
Exons: 1
Coding region: 1-1932 (643 amino acids)
Source: RefSeq, a predicted model, not a curated record